Messenger RNA from Microplitis mediator, 1771 nucleotides. Its product is annotated as kelch domain-containing protein 4. Bases 114 to 1661 code for a protein of 515 amino acids. Gene Ontology annotation, molecular function: protein binding. The record is from RefSeq and is a predicted model, not a curated record. NCBI's taxonomy places the organism in Eukaryota, Metazoa, Arthropoda, Insecta, Hymenoptera, Braconidae. The transcript has 2 exons.
UAGUAGACAAAAUUUCACGUGAGAGAAAAAGUAAAAACAGAAAACAAAUAAACUGUGACCACGUGAAAAAAAAUUUUUCAAAUUAAUUGUUAUUAAUAAUUAAAAUUUAAAAAAUGGGUAAGAAAAAUAAAAGUAAACAAAAAGUCAGCGGAAUCGAAAAGACCGCGAUGAAAACUGAAAAGAAAAUGAAUUCAAAAUUGAAAAAAGAACUUCAGGCAAUGGGAGAGGAUGAUAUUGAGAAAGUUGUAGCGCAGAUUGAAAAAGAAGAGGCAGCGCGUCAAAAAGUCGUUGAAGUUGUUUUAGAUCAGCCAUCAAGACGCGUCAACUUUACUUUGACUGCUCACCCGUUCAAAGAUGAGCUGGUUAUGCUUGGAGGAGAGUUCCACGACGGCCGCAAGACGACAGUUUAUGGUGACAUGUAUUUUUAUAAUUUGAAUAAAAAAACUUGGACGUUAAUAAAAGCACCCGGUGCGCCGCCUCCGCGAUGCGGGCAUCAAGCGGUAGCCAUACCCAGCAAUAAAGGCGAGCUCUGGAUGUUCGGUGGAGAAUUUUCCAGUCCGUCAGAGUCCCAGUUUUACCAUUACAAAGAUCUGUGGGUUUUCAAUUUUGGCGAAAAAAAAUGGAAGAAAGUGGUGGUGCCUAAUGGGCCUUCUUCAAGAAGUGGACACCGCAUGGUCUACUCUAAGAAACAGUUGUUUAUUUUUGGUGGUUUUCAUGAUAACGGACGCGACUUCAAGUACUACAAUGAUUUGUACAAAUUUGACUUGACAGCUUACACAUGGCAGAAAAUUAAUAUCGUCGGCUCUAUUCCACCACCAAGGUCUGGGUGCAUCGUCUUGCCUGUUUCUGAUAAUAAAAUCCUUAUUACCGGAGGCUACAGUAAAAAAAGAAUUAAAAAAGACGUAGAUAUGGGUGAAGUUCAUGAAGAUAUGUACGUUCUAAGUCCUCCAAAAGGUGAAAAUAAAGAUGGUCAAUGGAAAUCCGUUGAUGUUAAACAGUUUGGAGUUACAUUUCCUGCGCGUUGUAGCUCAUCAGCUGUCUUAGUCUCACCCACUGUAGCUUAUGUAUUUGGAGGAGUUUAUGAUGACGUAACUGUUGAAGACGAAGAAGAACUUCACGGGACAUUUUUCAAUGAUUUAUUGGCUUUGGACAUUGAGAAACGACACUGGAAAAUUGUUACAGUGACUGGUGAUAAAGAAAAAAGUAAACGAAGGCGUAGAAAAGAUGAUCCAGAUGCUAAAGACGAUGGUGAUGAUAAAGAUGACGAUGAAGAUGAUAAGGAAAAGGAAGAAAAUCCAGAACCGACUAAAGUAGUAGUCGAUGACGGAGUUUUUACGAUGACUCUUGGACCUGCUCCGGCCACACCAACGUGCUCGGUUGCCGCUGAACCAAAGACUCAAGUGUUCACACCGUCGCCGAGAAUAAAUCCUGGACUCGUUGUAAAAAAUAAUGUCCUCUAUUUGUACGGCGGGCUGUAUGAAGAUGGAGACAGACAGUACACUUUUAAUGACUUCUACAGUUUAGACCUCCAUAAAUUGAAUGAAUGGCAGACUAUUGUUCCAAAUGAUGUUUCUUCGCAAGUCUGGCUAGACUCGGAAAGUUCUGAGUCUGAAAGUGACAGCGACGACAGUAGUGACGAUGAAGAUAUGGACGUUGAUUAGAAUAUUUUUAUUAAAAUAUUAAUAAAUAAUUUUUUUAUACAAAUCUUGGGAUUUUCUCAAGCUCAUGUUUAAGAUUUUUAAUCUAGAAAUAAAUUUUAAUUUUAUUAUUA